AACCAUGCCAUUGAUAAAUUGAGUAGUUUCCAUUCCAACCUAACAAGAAACUACAUUUCUGAUCAACAAUGGAGGAGGGUUUCAAGAACCCCAAAGCUCUGACGGCGGCGGCGAAUCCGCCGGAAGACGUUUUCCGGGCGGCCUAUAUGCUUCAUUUCGUUCUCGGGUCGGGGAUGUUGUUGCCGUGGAACGCGCUAAUCACGGCCGUCGACUAUUUCGGGUAUCUCUACCCCGACCGGCACGUCGAGAAGGUGUUCUCGGUGGCCUACAUGGCGUCGUCGCUCGUGGUUUUGGGUUUGAUGCUGAGCCUCGGCUGGUGCCGGCGAGUGUCGAGUUUGAGGACGAGAUUGAACGUCGGGUUUUGCAUGUUUGUCGCGGCACUUAUGGCGACGCCGUCGAUGCAAUGGGUUUGGCACGACGACGACGAUGGGGGGAAGAUGAGCUCCGGCGAAGCGUACCGUGUCGUUGUCGGGUCGGUUUUGGUUUGCGGUUUGGCCGACGGACUCAUUGGCGGGAGCUUGAUCGGGAGCGCCGGAAUGUUGCCGAAGAAAUACAUGCAAGCCGUCUUCGCCGGAACGGCUUCCUCGGGUGUUUUGAUUUCGAUCUUAAGAAUCGUUACAAAAGCAUCGCUUCCCCGUACUCCACGAGGCUUAAAAACGAGUGCGCAAUUCUACUUCAUCCUUAGCGCCGCGAUCUUGAUCGGGUGCAUUAUCUGUUGCAAUAUUCUCCACCAACUUCCCGUCAUGCGGCACCACCGCCGCCACCGGAGCUUCCACUACAUCCUCUCACCUUACGGCGAUCCCUCCGCCCUCUGGGAAGUCCUUGCCAAAAUAAAAUUCCCGGGGUUCGGAGUCUUCUUGAUAUACACGGUGACAUUGUCGAUCUUCCCCGGAUUCUUGUCCGAUCAUGGCGUCCGGUCGGAGCUCCUCGGCGAUUGGUACCCGAUCGCGCUGAUCGCGGCCUACAAUGUGUCGGAUUUUGCCGGAAAGUUAGCGACCGGAGUUUAUGUCGUGAAGGGGGUCGGGAAGGCGGCGUGGGGGUGCGUGGCAAGGUUGGUGUUCUACCCGUUGUUUGCGGGGUGUUUCCGGGGGCCGGCGUGGCUGAGGACCGAGAUUCCGGUGGCGGCGCUGACGGUGUUGUUGGGGUUUAGCAACGGGUACUUUACGAGCGCAGUGAUGAUUAUGGCGCCGAAGGCGGUGGCGGAGGCGGAGGCGGAGGUCGCCGCCGUUGUUAUGGCGGCGAUGCUCGGAGUGGGGCUGGUGGCCGGCUCCGUUGUAGGGUGGCUUUGGAUAAUAUGAAUUAAUGAAGUUUUAGUUACGGUUUGAUUUUGUAUUUCUAUAUAUAUCUUUUUGGUUAAUGGUUUGUUUUUGGUGGUUUGAUUAGUUUAGUUAGAUAUGGAUUUUAGGAUUGGAUUAUUGUGUAACGCUUGGGGUUUAAGUAGCAUCAAUUUAUUCAAAUAUGUUAUAAAGUUUGUUUGUCA
Andrographis paniculata is the source of this 1480-nucleotide messenger RNA. RefSeq names its product equilibrative nucleotide transporter 8. Gene Ontology annotation, cellular component: plasma membrane. The transcript has 2 exons. Lineage: Eukaryota; Viridiplantae; Streptophyta; Magnoliopsida; Lamiales; Acanthaceae. The record is from RefSeq and is a predicted model, not a curated record. Gene Ontology annotation, biological process: nucleoside transmembrane transport. Gene Ontology annotation, molecular function: nucleoside transmembrane transporter activity. The coding region runs from base 69 to 1298 and encodes 409 amino acids.